Molecule: messenger RNA, 1029 nt
Organism: Acytostelium subglobosum LB1
Lineage: Eukaryota; Evosea; Eumycetozoa; Acytosteliales; Acytosteliaceae
Exons: 1
Molecular function (GO): oxidoreductase activity, acting on the CH-CH group of donors, NAD or NADP as acceptor
Source: RefSeq, a predicted model, not a curated record
AACAAAAGAAUAUUAUUAGUAUCUAGACCAUCUGGAAAGGCAACACCUGACAAUUUUAAGUUGGAGAAUAAUUCUCAAUUGUCAACGGUACUUAAGGAUGGAGAGGUGUUGGUACAAGUGAUAUACUUGUCACUGGAUCCAUACCUAAGAGGAAGAAUGAAUGAAGGAAAGGCAUCAUUCGCUGGUGCAUCAGUACCACUAGACUCUGUAAUGAUUGGUGGAACAGUGGUCAAGGUGAUCGAUUCCAAGUUACCCGGCUACGUACCAGGUGAUUGGGUAGUAUGUAACUGUGGAUGGCAACAGUACUCUGUCACUACACCCAAAGACCAUGACCUCUUUGUCAACCUGGGCCAGAACCCUGUCAACCCAUCCUACGCCCUGGGCAUCCUUGGACUGACUGGAUUCACUGCCUACAUGGGUCUGCUCGACAUUGGCAAUCCACAGCCUGGAGAGACAGUGGUGGUUGGUGCUGCCACAGGUCCAGUUGGCGCCACCGUCGGCCAGAUCGCCAAGCUCAAGGGAUGUCGUGCCGUUGGAAUAGCUGGAGGCAAAGAGAAGUGUGACUAUGCCAAGUCGAAUGGAUUCGAUGACUGUGUAGAUCAUACUGAUCCAAACUUUGCCGAGUUGAUCCACAAGGCCUGUCCAAAAGGAAUUGAUGUCUACUUUGAAAGUGUUGGUGGCAAGGUCUUUGACACAGUACUACCCCUGAUCAACACAAAGGGUCGCAUUCCAGUCUGUGGAGUGAUCUCCAACUACAACUCGUCCGAACCACCCAAGGGACCAGACCGUGUGCCAAUGCUCGAAUCAACCAUUCAUCGAAUGCGUCUAAGAAUGCAAGGAUACAUGAUCUACGAUGACUAUGGACACAGGUACAACGAGUUUUACGAGGCUAUGAGUGCUUGGGUUCAACAAGGCAAGAUCAAGUACUUGGAACAAAUGAUCGAUGGUUUGGAACAUGCACCAGAGGCACUCAUCGGUCUGUUUGAGGGUAAGAACUUUGGAAAGUUAGUCGUAAAGGUAUCAUCAGAG